This is a messenger RNA of Trematomus bernacchii (emerald rockcod), 1111 nucleotides long. Its product is annotated as transmembrane protein 107-like. The coding region runs from base 342 to 764 and encodes 140 amino acids. The record is from RefSeq and is a predicted model, not a curated record. Gene Ontology annotation, biological process: non-motile cilium assembly; protein localization to ciliary transition zone. NCBI's taxonomy places the organism in Eukaryota, Metazoa, Chordata, Actinopteri, Perciformes, Nototheniidae. Gene Ontology annotation, cellular component: MKS complex. The transcript is spliced from 5 exons.
UUUAGGAAUGCACCGGAUUAUAUCGGUUGUUGUAGCAACCGCUUUAAAGCGCAAUAGCGUCGGUUCGCAUCUGUGGUGUGUUGAUGUAUUUAGCUAAAUAUAAGUUGAAGUAGCGAUAUGUUUGUUAAAAUCUAUUAGUCUACGUUCAGUGGCGAGCUGUAGUGAUGGUUUGCCUUUGAUAAAGUUACCUUAAGUAUCACACCUCAGCUAAAUGCUAAUGAGCAAACUAAACUAAUCCUAACACUGGUUUAGCUAGGCACGUUUACAUACCGGUAAAUAACGUUGCAUUGGUUUGCCCAUCGUAUUUUAGUGUAAGUUACUGGUUGUUUUAUAGUUGCACCAUGUCGGCUGUCAGCAGUCUCGUCCCUGCACGGUUCCUGACUCUCACAGCUCACCUUGUCAUCGUUAUCACAAUCUUUUGGUCGAGGGAAAACAACGUGAAGGCUUGCUUGCCUUUGGAUUUCACGCAAGAGCAGUAUGACGAUGAAGACAUGAAGUUGGUGGUGGGAUUGGCCGUCACCCUCGGUCUCUUUGCUGUAGAGUUGGCUGGGUUCUUCUCAGGAGUGUCCAUGUUCAACUGCAGCCAAGGUCUCCUGUCACUCGCUGUCCACUGCAGCGCUUCCGUAUCCCUGUCUUUCUUUGUAAUUGAGAAGUGGGAAUGCUGGACCUAUUGGGUUAUUUUUGCCAUCUGCAGUGUGCUACCUGCCUUCGUGGAGAUUUUUCUGUUUAUAGCUGUUUUUGGACUGAAGAAGAAGCCAUUAUGAAAGAAACUCCUGAAGCUACAAAUGAGUGUGGAUGUGGACAACUGCCUCGCUGUAUCAACAGACACUGUAGCUACAGAGGGUCUGUGAUUCAAUAAUAAUGUGCAGAGGAAUGAACUGAAAAACUGUGUUUUACUGAGUUACGUGAAUACAGUGCACCGACAUACAUCAAAGGGAUAUACAGGCCACUCUCUGUCUGUCGUUUUAUAUUUUUAUACAUUUAGGUUUUCAUUAACCGUAGACAUUGAUGUGGUUUUAUGUUUGCAUUCUAUCUGUCAAAUUUCUAUGGAAGGUCUUGAAUGCUAUUAUAAUGCCAAAUACAUUUUGUAUAAAUUCUUUCUCAAACUGUU